AUGGAUGAAGCUUGGCUUCACGUGCUCGAGCGUCUCGGAAUUCAAGAAGUGAUUCGUCUACGACGCAUUUCACCGCAUUUUUCGCGUCUCUGUUGCCGAUUUUUGCGAAUGCAGACGAGUUUCGAUUUGCAAAGGGAUUGUCCGCGCGCGGUGGCGAAUCCCGACGCGAUUUCAUCGAUUAUGAGCUUUUUCGGCAACUCACUUCGCCACGUGACUCUACGAGUACACGCUCCUGACGCAAAAUACGAAGCAAUGGCGAGCUCAAGCCACAUCGACACAUCGGUGAUUCGGACCAUCUGCCAAAAAUCGCAGCGUCUCGUCUCGAUCGAGAUGGACCGAAUGAUUCUGACGUUGGGUGCCAUCGAGAAAUUCGGCGAGCUUCCCGCGACCAUCGAGCGAUUCCGCAUUUCGAAUUGUCUGAUGUCGUGCUCCCAAUGGGAUGUCAUCACCAUUAUUCGUCGGAGUUUUGACAAGCUGCUCGAACGAUGUCACUGCUUGCGGACCUUUGAAAUCAGUGGGCGGAGUCUCAACAAUUGCCGCUUCAAUUUGGACCCGCAGAUUCUGAAUCGUUUGUCCGACACGAUCGAGAAUCUCGCCAUCUCCGUCGGUUCGUCUAUUCGCAUCGAGGAUCUAGCAUUCCUCAAGAGGAAGAAGCUGCGCUCGCUUGUCCUUCAGCGAUCGUUCAUCUCUGCGUCGUCACUUCAGGAUCUCGUUCCGAUGGCCGACACGUUGGUCCAUUUGGAUUUGAGCUAUUCACCAAAUUUGCUCGAUGCGACCCUGGUCGCGAAGCUGCACAUGUUGAAGCGAUUGAGCUUAAGCUCAAACCGCGACGGGAUCGAUGAUGAAGCAUUGAGCCGCAUUUGCUCCAGCUGUCCGCUUCUCGAAUCGCUUUCCAUCGACCAAUGCUCUCUUUUGACUCGCGAAUCGCUGAUGCAACUCGGCAAGCUUCAACACCUCAAACGGCUCACAAUGAGCGGCGUGAGCAAUGCGGACGACGCGAUUUGUUAUCAAAUCGCCAAAUGCUCGAAAUUGGAGGAGCUCGACUUGAAUUUUUGCAGAAAAAUAAGAAAAGCUGGUCUAUGUGCGAUUUUGACGAAUCUGAGACAUUUGGACCAUCUGGAAGUGCUUGGAAUCGCCGAUUAUUCGCAUCAAUUGCUCGCGAAGCGCCCAAAUUUUCCGAAAACCAUCGUUUGUGACGGACCAAUUCAACAUUUCACGUUCACAUUGCCGCCGAUUCCAAAUAUGGCGGUCGCCUAA
Caenorhabditis bovis is the source of this 1257-nucleotide messenger RNA. The record is from the annotation of a GenBank genome assembly. NCBI's taxonomy places the organism in Eukaryota, Metazoa, Nematoda, Chromadorea, Rhabditida, Rhabditidae.